Molecule: messenger RNA, 1173 nt
Organism: Puma concolor (puma)
Lineage: Eukaryota; Metazoa; Chordata; Mammalia; Carnivora; Felidae
Source: RefSeq, a predicted model, not a curated record
AUGCUGUCCCGGAAAGGCAUCAUCCCUGAGGAGUAUGUACUGACACGGCUGGCAGAGGACCCCGCGGAGCCGCGGUACCGCGCCCGGGAGCGGAGGGCCCGCUUCGUGUCCAAGAACGGCAAUUGCAACGUAGCCCACAAGAACAUCAGGGAGCAGGGCCGAUUCCUGCAGGACGUAUUCACCACACUGGUGGACCUCAAGUGGCCACACACGCUGCUCAUCUUUACUAUGUCCUUCCUGUGCAGCUGGCUGCUCUUUGCCAUGGUCUGGUGGCUCAUCGCCUUCGCUCACGGUGACCUAGCCCCUGGCGAGGGCGCUGCCGUGCCCUGUGUCACCAGCAUCCACUCUUUUUCGUCUGCCUUCCUUUUCUCCAUUGAGGUCCAGGUGACCAUUGGUUUCGGUGGGCGCAUGGUGACUGAGGAGUGCCCGCUGGCCAUCUUGAUCCUCAUUGUGCAGAACAUCGUGGGGCUCAUGAUCAAUGCCAUCAUGCUGGGCUGCAUCUUCAUGAAGACUGCCCAGGCCCACCGGCGGGCCGAGACCCUCAUCUUCAGCAAGCAUGCUGUCAUCGCUGUGCGCCAUGGCCGUCUCUGCUUCAUGCUGCGCGUGGGGGACCUCCGCAAAAGCAUGAUCAUCAGCGCCACCAUCCACAUGCAGGUGGUGCGCAAGACCACCAGCCCCGAGGGUGAAGUGGUGCCCCUCCACCAGGUGGACAUCCCCAUGGAGAACGGUGUGGGUGGCAACAGCAUCUUCCUGGUGGCUCCUCUCAUCAUCUACCAUGUCAUCGAUGCCAACAGUCCACUCUACGACCUGGCGCCCAGUGACCUGCAUCACCAUCAAGACCUCGAGAUCAUUGUCAUUCUCGAAGGCGUGGUGGAAACCACAGGCAUCACUACCCAGGCCCGCACCUCCUACCUGGCUGACGAGAUCCUCUGGGGCCAGCGCUUUGUACCCAUUGUGGCGGAAGAGGACGGCCGCUACUCCGUGGACUACUCCAAAUUCGGCAACACCAUCAAAGUGCCGACACCACUCUGCACCGCUCGCCAGCUUGAUGAGGACCGCACCCUGCUGGACGCCGUGACCCUCGCCUCGGCCCGCGGCCCUCUGCGCAAGCGCAGUGUGGCUGUGGCCAAGGCCAAACCCAAAUUUAGCAUCUCUCCGGAUUCCCUGUCCUGA